Molecule: messenger RNA, 1662 nt
Organism: Galeopterus variegatus (Sunda flying lemur)
Lineage: Eukaryota; Metazoa; Chordata; Mammalia; Dermoptera; Cynocephalidae
Gene: SERINC3
Product: serine incorporator 3
Exons: 10
Coding region: 71-1489 (472 amino acids)
Cellular component (GO): membrane
Source: RefSeq, a predicted model, not a curated record
CCUCAGCUGACAGUUACCACCGACCGCAUUAGAAGGCUCCGGACCGGCCACCUCCAUCACCAGCGUCACCAUGGGGGCUGUGCUGGGCGUCUUCUCCUUCGCUAGUUGGGUUCCGUGCCUCUGCAGUGGUGCAUCAUGUUUGCUGUGUAGUUGCUGUCCUAACAGUAAGAAUUCCACUGUGACUCGCCUCAUUUAUGCUUUCAUUCUCAUCCUGGGCACCGUUGUGUCCUGUAUCAUGCUGAUGGGGAUGGAAUCCCAGCUGAAGAAGAUUCCUGGAUUCUGUGAAGGGGGAUUUAAAAUCAAGGUGACUGAUACAAAAGCGGAUAAAGAUUGUGACGUGCUGGUUGGUUAUAAAGCUGUAUAUCGGAUCAACUUUGCAUUGGCUGUCUUUUUCUUUGUUUUCUUUCUGCUCAUGUUAAAAGUAAAAACAAGCAAAGGUCCCAGAGCAGCAAUACACAAUGGGUUUUGGUUCUUCAAAAUUGCUGCCAUUGUUGGUAUCAUGGUUGGCUCUUUCUACAUCCCUGGGGGCAAUUUCACUACAGCCUGGUUUAUUGUUGGCAUGAUAGGGGCUGGUUUCUUCAUCCUCAUUCAGCUGGUGCUGUUGAUAGACAUGGCUCACUCUUGGAAUGAAUUAUGGGUAAAUCAAAUGGAAGAAGGAAACCCGAGGUUCUGGUAUGCCGCUUUACUAUCUGUCACAAGCUUGUUUUAUAUCCUGUCAAUCAUCGCUGUUGGGCUGCUGUACACAUACUAUACCAAACCAGAUGGCUGCACAGAAAACAAGUUCUUCAUCAGUAUUAAUCUGAUCCUUUGCGUUGUGGUUUCUAUUAUAUCAAUCCAUCCAAAAAUUCAGGAACACCAGCCUCGUUCUGGCCUUCUGCAGUCCUCUAUCAUCACCCUCUAUACCUUGUACCUCACGUGGUCAGCCAUGUGCAAUGAACCUGAUCGUUCCUGCAACCCUGGCCUGCUAAGCAUCAUUACACACAUUGCUGCACCAACCUUGGCUCCUGGAAAUUCAACUGCCGUGGUUCCUACCUCUACUCCACCAUCAAAGAGUGGGCAGUUUCUGGAAGCGGAGAAUAUUUUAGGGCUAAUAGUAUUUGUUCUCUGUCUUUUGUAUUCUAGCUUCCGCACUUCCAGCAAUAGUCAAGUAAACAAGCUGACCCUGUCAGGGAAUGACAGUGUGAUCCUUGGUGAUACAGCAACCAAUGGUGCCAGUGAUGAAGAAGAUGGACAGCCUCGGCGGGCAGUGGACAAUGAGAAAGAGGGAGUGCAGUACAGCUACUCAUUCUUCCACUUAAUGCUGUGCUUGGCAUCCCUAUACAUCAUGAUGACCCUGACCAACUGGUACAGCCCCGAUGCAGAGUUCCAGAACAUGACCAGCAAGUGGCCAGCUGUGUGGGUCAAGAUCAGCUCCAGCUGGGUCUGCCUCCUCCUUUACGUCUGGACCCUCCUGGCUCCACUGUUCCUCACCAGCCGGGACUUCAGCUGAACCUCUGAGUGCCAAGGAGACCACUGAAAUUCAUAAAGGUCUCUUUUGCUGAAAACCCAUAUCCCUUUUAAGUUUGCUUCAACUAAAAUAUUGAGUGAAUGCUUUGCAAAUUUGAAUAUAUCCAGGUUUAUAUCAGAAGGCAAGAUUGAAUAAUACUUUAUGCAGAAUCUGAA